AACCUCAUGGUUCCCAGUCAGAUUCAUUUCCACUGCAUCAUGAUGGGCACUCCUGGAUUUUCUUGUUAAGAAUAUUAGAUGGUUGGUGUUCCCUAGUGGCUUAGCAGGUUAAGGAUCUGGCUUGUCACUGCUGUAGCAUGGGUUCGAUCCCUGGCCUGGGAACUUCCAUGUUCCUUGAGUGUGGCCAAAAAAAAAAAAAAAAAGAAUAUUAGAUGGUUGAAAUAUUAUCCCUCCAGGAAACAGAUGACAUUCACGAAUUGAGAAUUUGAGUCAGUUUAAUAAAGGGACUAUCUAUAAAGGUGUGGUAAGUUUAGAGAAAUGACAAGGAAUAGCGCAUUACUCCACAGAUUGUGAUAACUGGUGCAUCACUACCCUGAGGCCUGAAGCAGCAUGAGGAGGGAGCAUUUUUCAGAACUAGGAGAGGAGUUCCCAUUGUGACUCAGCCGGUUAAGAAUCUAAUGUAAUGUCUGUGAGGAUGUGGGUUUGAUCCCUAACCUUGUUCAUUGAGUUAGGGAUCUGUCAUUGUUGCAAGCAGCGGUAUAGGUCACAGAUGCAGCUUGGAUUCAGCAUUACCAUGGCUGUGGUGUAGGCCUGCUCCUGCAGCUCCAAUUCAACCCCUAGCCCAGGAAUUUCCAUAAAUUGCAGGUGCAGCUGUAAAGAGAAAAAACAAAUAAACAAACCAGGAGAGAGCAUUUAUAUGAGAAGACUUACGGACAGGAGCUAUGACUUUUCACAUUAGGAAGUAGUUAACCUAUGGCAUCUCCACAGGGAUGGUGCCAGGGGAAUAAACACAUUGACAUACUCUCCUUCAGCCUCCUGCUGGCACUACCCAUUGGCAGAACUCAACCAGGAAGUCCACUGAUGUCAAUGCAGUCCAGUCUCCAAUCACACAGAGUAAUGUAGAAUGAGUGGAGAGCAGACAUGCAGGGACAAUUAGAUGAUACUCAGUACAGAAACCAAAUGAGCACUUAUGAGGAAAAGCAUAUCCACAAUAAUCAGAAAGGGAGAAACAAGCUUAUAUGACUAGGUAUUGUUUACAGCAAGCUAGAUGGAAGAGUUGCUGACAGAGGAGACUUUGUUAACAUCAGAACAAGCUUUCAUGUAAUUGUGUCUCUUGAAAAUCCUUAAAAAUAGGAAACACACAUCUAUCUCUAUGAAAUGAUUUGGGCAAAACUGAAUUGAUGAAAGAAGUGUUCAUGGCUAAGAUGACUUUGAAGGGUCCUUGUAACUUGAGGAUUCCGUGUCCCAGGAGGAGUGAUGGAAAUCAGGGAACAGGAUCUCCUGCAAAAUAUUCACAAUGCUUUGAAAUGGAAAUUAGGCCACUCCAAUUUAGGAAUCAAAUUAAAGCAAAUAUUCAGGGUGUUAGCUGGCCGCUGGCUGUGCUCUUGCCUGUUUGAAGUGGCAGCUAAAGGAGGGAGGCGUGCUUUUUCCUGGAUGAGGCAGGAUCUCACUCAGCCUGUUUUCAUCUUUACUUAGCACCUGCUGGCUUGGAGUGGUGUGGCCCAAGCAAUCAGACUGUAGAUGUGCCAAGAGCCUGACCUCCUGAUGUCUGCCGCCCCUCCCCCCCCAAACCCCAUGACACUUCUCCUGAUAUAGAUGGACAGGGGCUGGUUUAAAAUGACAGUCGUCUCAAGUUCAUGUAGGAAGAGAAGGCUAAUUCAAAGAAAAAGCCAGGCAAGUUCCCUUUCUCUGUAGGAAUAAUUAUUAUGCCCUUUCACCAUGGCCCACCUGGGAGCACAUUUUGCCUUUAGAUCCCGCUGGCAGAAGACCGACGAUGAACUCUGUCGACACAGCAUGUCCUUUAUUCUUCACAAAGCCAUUUGCAAUGACUUCUUUCAGAGCUAUCUCUACCUGCUGGAAAAUAUCCCCCUGGAAAUUUGUUGAAAUCAUGAAUCCUUGGUGGCCCCUUCUCAUUUUCUUCACUGUUAUGAUGAAAUUGUAUGCUUUAACAAGUCAAGUCAUCAAUGGAGAGAUGCAGUUCUAUGCCAGAGCUAAGCUUUUCUAUCAAGAAGUACCAGCUACAGAAGAGGGUAUGAUGGGAAAUUUCAUUGAACUGUCCGACCCAGAUAUUGAGGCCUCUCGGGAAUUUCUUAGGAAAUUUGUUGGGGGGCCCGGGAGAGCUGGGACAGACUGUGCCUUGGAUUGCGGCUCUGGGAUAGGAAGGGUCAGCAAGCAUGUCUUGUUGCCGGUUUUCAACACCGUGGAACUGGUGGACAUGAUGGAAUCCUUCCUCCUCGAAGCCCAGAACUACCUGCAGGUCAAAGGGGACAAGGUAGAAAGCUACCACUGCCAAAGCCUGCAGGAAUUCACACCCCCACUGGGGCGAUACGAUGUCAUCUGGAUUCAGUGGGUCUCUGGGUACCUGACCGACAAAGACCUUCUUGCAUUUCUUUGCCGGUGCCGAGAUGGCCUGAAAGAAAACGGCAUCAUCAUACUGAAGGACAAUGUGGCUCGGGAAGGCUGCAUCUUCGAUCUCUCCGAUAGCAGCGUGACUCGGGACAUGGACAUCUUCCGGAGCCUCUUUAGGAAGAGUGGGCUGGUGGUGCUGGGCCAGAAGAAGCAGGAAGGCUUUCCAGAGCAGUGCAUUCCGGUGUGGAUGUUUGCGUUGCACAGCGAUGGACGCUCCUGACCGGCAGUGGGGGUAAAGGGCUUCAUUGCACAGUGGUGUGGGAGGAGGUGCCCUCCUCUGAGGCGCCCCUGGGUAUUUCAUGCAGAAAUCAAGGGAAGUGUUUGGAAAUGAUUGAUGUAAUGUGUAUGUUUCCAUUAAUUAUGUAAAUCCAUGCACACACUCGGUGGAUUUUCCAAAAGACAAAUGGAAUGUGACAUCUGGAAAAAUGCUCUAAGAAACUGCUUGUAUACACCUAAGCUGUACACACACACACACACACACACACACAAACAAAACAGAAAAGGGAGCAAUGUGCACAAAGUCUAAACUACUUUGGUUUCUGAAGGUUUGCAUUAUAGAGUAGGUUAUGGUGGGUGGGGUAAAGUCUAGACCACCUUUCUCUGCCCUCAUGCUAGCUAUAUUAUACUUCCUUCCUCUUUGGGUAUACUGCUUCUCUCAGACAAAAAUAACCCCCUAAUUAAGAAGGAACCAGUCAAAAUAGUCUUAUAAAAAUUCCAUUACUUAAUUUUGUCCUUAGCUUUAGUAGAAAAAAGCGUGUGGUUUCACUUUCUAUUUUGGUCAGUUUCACCCACCAGUGAUGUAAUAUGGAUGUAAUUUGAUAACAGAUGUCUGCAUUUGAGUGAUGGGGAAGUGUCUCCUUUCAGGAGAAAAAUGUUUUACCCUUGAAAUUUCAGCUGUGAACAUAUAAGUAAAUGUUAUUGAUAAUCUAAUUUUAGGCAUUGGCUUCCAACAAAACUUACUUUAUUACAGCUGCUCCUGUUUCCUUGACUCAUAUGAAUGUAGGUUGGAAAGAGAAAGGAAAUGAUAAAGCUGACAAUUGAACCAACCACAUUAGUUUAAGGCACUGGUUUAAUGAAAAAUAAUCUAAAAUCUUUCCCCCAAAUGUAAUUUAAUUUCUAUUAACAGAAUAUUUAAAUGUAACUGCUAUUUUGUUUAAAACACUCUAAUAUCUUUGUAUUGAAGGACAUAUUUGCAUUUUGAUAUAUAUCAAGUUUUCUAUGAAAUGCAAUCAAUUAAAUAAAGAAGGUCUUUUGCAUGGAUGUGCUAUCACCAUAAAAGUCAUGUUUGUAAGUCAUAGGAGGAAACUUAGGAGGAAAAAAGUUAUUAUAAAACAUUUACUAUCUUGAUAUAACAUUAGCUAGGUAGUUUUGUUUAUGUCCUAGAAAGUUAUGUCACUUACUCUGCCACUGGCACCUUUUAGGUGCAGUACGUUUUUCACAGAUGCUCUAGGGUAAUGUAACAGAAUGUGAGUUGGAACCAUUGUUGAUGAAGAAGCCAGAGACCAGAAUUAAAUAAAAUGGCGAGUCAGUACCAAACUGAAUUUGACAAAACAAGAAUACUCAUGUUUUCAUCCUCUGUAUAUGUCUUGCAGCAAAUUAACUGAAUCUUCCUUUUAGGUCUAUCCCAGGAAUAUUCUAUUUCUUUUACACUAUCACCCUUAUUCUCUUACUUCUUGACUUUCUGCUUUGCCAGUACUCAUAAGAUGAUUGACACAAUUGUCCAUUUUCGGAGCUCCCAGGUUCCUUAAUUUUAGGAGGAAAUAACAUAAUUUUCCUAUGAAUACAGAUAUAUGGUCUUUAACUCAGUUGAGUCUUUGAUCAGCAGUCCCUUUUCUCUUCCUAAGUCAUUUCCUAGAUCUUUAUCAUUCCACAAAAUUUCCCAACAGCAUAUCUAUCUAUAAUUUAGAUGAGAAUGUAGAAAUUGGGGAAUAAAUUAUAUUGAUAUCCAUUCUCUAUAACAAAUUAAUAAUUAGUACAAGGUAAAGGGAAGAGUAGCUUGAGAGGUGAGGCCGUUGAGCCAGAUCAUGCUGCCUAAUAGGUCAUAUGAAGGUUCUUAUGUGUUAUUCGAAGAACAGGAGAAAGAACUUGAGUUGCAAGUAAGGGACUUAUCUUCUGAGUAGAGACAUAAAUGCUGUAGGAGGAAGACCUUUAGAGUGAGCCCUGCUCCAGCCCUUUCCAAUCUAAUUCAGUAAGCCAAUACAUUGCUGAUGUGUAUCAACACAUUUGUGUUGUGUUGACAGUGACAAUUUGCGUUAGUUCCCAAAUUCUAUCCAUAGUCCAACUGCCCCAGAAUCACUUGAGGAGUUUUUAUAAAACAGAGAUUCUGGAGUUCUGUAAGUAGCUAGGUUCAGGGAAGUAGCUAUUCUUCACACUUGUGCCAGUCUUUCUAAAAUAUAAAUCUGACCAUGUUAUGUAUAAACUUUCAAUGACUUCCCUUCACUGAUAUGAUGAACUCCCAUCACCUUGAAAUGGCAUGUAAGGCCUUAUGUGAUCUUGACCUGGCUUCCCUCUCCAGCUUCAGUUUUCGCACAUCUCCUGCAGCUGUCUAGAGUAGCUGUGAUUUAUGGCUCAUGGCAUGUAUUAACAUUAUUUCCUUAGCAUAGAAUAACUCUCAUCCUUUUUUAUCUGGCUCAGACUAUGUGGAUUUUGCUGGCUCUAGGAACAUCCCCUUAGGUACUGGGUUAGGUGCCCCUACUUUGUGUUACCCUCAUGCCUUCUGCUUAGCAUAUCAUGGCACUUACCAUGUGGCAUUAUAAUUGCCUGCUUACUUGCCAUUUCCUUUAUUAAAUUCUGGGCUCCUUAAUGGAGCAUUUAUGUUAGAGACUCAGUCCUUAGCAUAGGCCCUAGUGCACUGCCAGAACUCAAAUUUUAUUGAGAAUACAAAAGGUGAUAUUACAAGUAGAAAGACUCAGGGGGCAGUCUAAGUUUCUGGAGGCAUCAAACAGGAAUCAGAGCAGCAAAGCAGCAAGAAACACCAAGGGCUUCUGAAGAUCUAUGAGCACUGGAAUGUGCAAGACUGGUCAAACAGUGUUAAGCUGGCAAGCACCAGGACAUGCAGAGAAAUAAGAAAGAAGUAAGGAAGUUCCCAUAGUGGCUCAGCAGGUUAGGAUGUGGGUUUGGUACCCAGCCUU
Sus scrofa (pig) is the source of this 5540-nucleotide messenger RNA. Lineage: Eukaryota; Metazoa; Chordata; Mammalia; Artiodactyla; Suidae. The record is from RefSeq and is a predicted model, not a curated record.